CUUAUUUGUGUGUGUGCUAUCUCCCUUUGCUGCCCUUCUUGCAAGGGCACGUCUAUCGCAGAGCUUGCGGUUUCAUUUUCUUCUUUUUUUUCCAACGCUUUUUUUGUUGAUGGCCAUCCCUGCGAGCUUGUAAAAAGAGCUGUCCUUUGCUCAGAAGAAACUUGUCGGCGCUGGUCGUCUUUAUAAACAUAGAUCUAGUAGACUUUAUAGACAAUCCUCCUGAUUUGCGGCGCUGGAUCGACGUAAAACCCUUAAAGUUGCAAAUCCUUUUAGAAAAACAGAACCUCGUGUGGUUGCAUUAAAGAAAAAACCCCCUCAGUCUUUCCUCAGAAAAUCCACCUUAUACCAGUAGUUUCACUCGAUCUAUCAUGGCAUUGCUGCGAGCGACUUUGCGCAGCCUGUUCCUCCUGGUCGUACUAUUUUCGGCAAGUCUGGUUGGUGUCGUUGGGCAGCGGGCUACGGUAGUAGUACCCAGUGCAACCGUACCAAUACUGCAACCAAGACCACCGACGUCCGCACCAUCGGCAGACCCACCAAGGUUACCACCCGCUCCUCCCUCCAGUGAGGUUGAAGACCCUGUUCCGAGCGCAACUCCAGUAGUCGUAGCACCUCGACCCCCAGUUCCUUCCGUUGUUCGACCGCCGCCGGCAAUUAGUAGCAAUCGAGAGCUUCCAGCACCUAGUCCUGCUCCUAUCCAGAGCGCUCCCUCAAGUCGACUGCCUGUGCCAACCCUACCGCGAACUCUCCCAACGCCUACUGCAACUGCCACGUCCACUCCAACUGAUGGCGUGCAAGAUGAUCAGACUGUUACUCGAGGUAGUGGUGGUAUGCCAAAAGCUCUCAAAUCUACUCUCAUUAUCGGCGGCUCCAUGGUGGGCUUCGUGGCACUCUGUGGCUUGAGCGUGCUGGGUUACCACAAGGUUAUCAAAAAGGAAUCUGAUGACGAUGACCUCCCAUUGACAAAGAGACUAACGGGGACUUUCAACCGGGUGUUCCACAAUUCUCCCAAUAAUCAUCCUGAUAAUGGAAUGGGACCCUAUGGGAAGCUCGGCGACACAAAGAGCCAACCGCCCCCGCCAUUGUAUGCCGCAUAUCCAACGGUGGGACGGAAAGCAGGACCUGGAUAUAUAGAAGAGGAUGUCAAACCGCCGUACGCCACAUACCAACCAGAGUACGGUAUCUCCCAACCACCUCCAUCGAGCCAAGCGUAUAGUCAGCCGUAUGGGUAUGAGGGAGGAUGGCAACCGGCUACGACAAUAGCCUAUGCCCCAACUAAUGCCAGAUAUCCUCCACCACCUGCCCAGCCGAGGUAUGGUGCACCGCCAACUCAAGCGCGAUAUCCAUCGCCACCCAACGGGUUUGGGCCACAGUGAUGGACAAUGACUUGUAUGAUGUGAAUAGAGAUGAUAGGCUUUUGCAUUAAGCUAAAAAGUGAGCAUUUUAUAUAGACCUGUGUAUGUGGUUGAUAGCGAGAAUAUUAGACAUGACCUUUAAUUGCA
Molecule: messenger RNA, 1499 nt
Organism: Spizellomyces punctatus DAOM BR117
Lineage: Eukaryota; Fungi; Chytridiomycota; Chytridiomycetes; Spizellomycetales; Spizellomycetaceae
Exons: 2
Coding region: 369-1373 (334 amino acids)
Source: RefSeq, a predicted model, not a curated record